AUGGGCAAGAAGUCGAGAGCGGCGAAGCUGGGCACACCUGACGCUUGGUUCUCUCGGGCGAACAAGUUUCGAGAAGGGUGGUUGUGGGGCGAGUCACGGCCGCCUACACAGUACACCCCUCUUUUCGGCUUCGGCUCCGGGUGCUUUAACGCCGGACGCCGUCGCGGAGGCAAGGAGCGGGGAUCCGGCACGUGGACGGUACGGAGCCGUCUUGUAACGAGUCGGACCACGCGGCCACUGCUCGACUCGAGCUCGUCCGUAACCGGUCGCAGGAUACUGCACGGUCGCCCGAGUGGCAACUCCGCUGGAUAUUACACCGAUAUUGGCCCUGCUGCGAGAGGAGGGGGCGCGGGGCGACACAUCUUCGGAAGCCAAGUCACACGCCCAUACCGGGUUCGAGCAAGGAAGAAAAGACUUGAGGAGGAGGAGGCGACGCCCGAUGUCCAUGGAUCCUACCACAGAGCGCAAUUACUAUUCGACAGCGGCGGCGCGGUGACGCAACCUGCCGCUAGGGCAAACCCGGCAUCCCGCCCCGAACGAGACACAGCAACCCCGUUCGGAUGGAGUUCGGUACCCCGCCCAUGA
Thermothielavioides terrestris NRRL 8126 is the source of this 585-nucleotide messenger RNA. RefSeq lists its product as uncharacterized. NCBI's taxonomy places the organism in Eukaryota, Fungi, Ascomycota, Sordariomycetes, Sordariales, Chaetomiaceae. Bases 1 to 585 code for a protein of 194 amino acids. The transcript has 3 exons. The record is from RefSeq and is a predicted model, not a curated record.